CAACACUCGAAUUUUCCCAUUCUUUUCUUUUGUAGUAAAAGUCAAAUAUCAAACUCUUAGAACAAACAACAACAAUAUGGUCGGUCGUCGUCAUCAUCAUCACCAUCAUCAUGGAAUUGGAGGAGCCGUUGGAGCUGGAUUGUUAGGUUUAGGCUUGGGAUUGGCUACCGCUGCUGUUUUGACUACUCCAUCACGUCCAACUGUGACCGUCUCUACUACUCCAACAUGUACUUUCUGGCAUGGUUGUAGACCAAGAUGGUUACCUAAUAAUUUUGUAGUGUCAUCAAGUUAUCAUUCUAAUAGAGGAACAUGGGUAAAUCAAGCUCAAACUCUCUUUUAUCAACACUCUAUGGGAUUGACCUAUUUGAAUAAGAGAAGUUUCAAGUUGGCCAUGAGAUGUUUAGGUGUUCACAAACAUCAAUCCAAGCACUUGUUCUUUAUGAUGGAUACUGAUAGAAAUGGAGUGAUUACUCUUGAUGAAUUUAUCAAUGCCUACUUGUUUGUCAUGUCAGGUGGAUUGUCACAAUGUGGAUUUAGAGGAAUGAGUGGAGUUAUGUAUCCAUCUUCAUUCUCACUCCAACCAAAUCAAACUGUUACUGUCACAACAACCCAAUAUCAACAACAACCAACUCAAUCUAUUACAACUUAUCAACAAGUUCCAACCCAUUCUCAACCAAUGUAUCAACCACCUCCACAACAACAAACAGUUACUUAUCAACAAAAUAUUACAUAUCAACAACCACAACCUUCCUAUUAUCAACCAAUUCCAUCACAACAACCAAGUUAUUAUCAACCUCAACCACAAGUUUAUAAUCCACAACCUUAUGGUCAACCAACUACAAGUGUUUAUCAACCAAAUUCUUAUAAUUCUAACAUGCCACCACCUCAACCUUUUGGUCAACCAACUACAAGUGUUUAUCAACCUCCUCAACCACCUGUCUAUCAACAACCUCGUUAUUAUUAAUUUAUUAUUUAUUUAACAAUUGUACAAUAUAUUAAACAAAUGUUUAUUCU
Naegleria gruberi is the source of this 1014-nucleotide messenger RNA. Its product is annotated as EF-hand domain-containing protein. Lineage: Eukaryota; Heterolobosea; Eutetramitea; Acrasida; Naegleriidae. The transcript is spliced from 2 exons. Gene Ontology annotation, molecular function: calcium ion binding. Bases 77 to 964 code for a protein of 295 amino acids. The record is from RefSeq and is a predicted model, not a curated record.